Musca domestica (house fly) is the source of this 1726-nucleotide messenger RNA. Its product is annotated as coactosin-like protein. Lineage: Eukaryota; Metazoa; Arthropoda; Insecta; Diptera; Muscidae. The record is from RefSeq and is a predicted model, not a curated record. The coding region runs from base 458 to 961 and encodes 167 amino acids. Gene Ontology annotation, biological process: regulation of actin filament polymerization. Gene Ontology annotation, cellular component: site of polarized growth; actin filament; plasma membrane. The transcript has 4 exons. Gene Ontology annotation, molecular function: actin filament binding.
AAGCAACAUAUCAAAGAACAAAAAAAUAUAGAAAAAAUAAUAAAAUCAAUAUCCCCCUCAAAGAAAAAACAAUUAAACAUAAAAAAAAAUCCCCUCGCUUCAUUCAACAACAAAAGUCACCAUCACAUCAUCAUCGUCAUCUUCAACUAUCAUCCAUCCAUCCAGCUAUCCAUCAAUUGCCUGGUCCAAAGCUAAACCGGCAUUGUAACAAUACCCUCCUCCUCCUUCCUUCCAGCAGAACCAGAACAACGAAAAAGAACAAUAAAAAAAUAAUAAAACCGAAAAGAAAAGAAAUCAGAACGUGUGGCAGCAUCACGACGAGCAACAAACAAAAAGGAAAAGAUCAACACGCAAAACUAAUCGCUGACUUCAAGUGAACUUCAAACUCUACAGCUCAUCGAAACCAAAUCCCAGUCCAACACCACCACACACAGAAAGAAUCAGAACCAAAACCAAGAUGUCAGACGGUAUUGAAGUUGAGCAAAUGCCUGAAAUUGUUGAGACCAGCAAACCGAGAAGGAUGCCCAUGGCUACAUCAUUGGACAAGGAUGCCAUACGUGAAGCAUAUGAAGAUGUGCGCUCAGAUCUCACAGACACAGAAUGGGCCGUUUUCAAAUUCGAUGGUCCCAGAAUAACCUGCUCGGUACGUGGCCAAUGCUUUGAGGAGUUCCGCCAACAGUUCGGUGACAAUGAACGUGCAUUCGGCUAUAUACGCAUCCAAAUGGGCGAUGAAAUGUCCAAGAGAAAAAAAUUCAUUUUCCUCACCUGGAUCGGACAAGAUGUCGGUGUCAUACAAAGGGCUAAAAUGUCAACGGAUAAGGCUAUUAUUAAAGAUGUGCUAAAUAAUUUUGCUGUUGAAUUGCAAGCUGGCGUUGACAAUGAAUUGGACAUUGAACUUUUCCGUGAAGCUUUAAAUCGUGCCGGUGGUGCUAAUUAUGGUACUGGUGUGCGUAACUUUUAAGUAAUGCCCAGGAAACCAACACCAACAACAAAAACAUCCUCUUUUAUAAAAAAACGAAAACAAAAAACCUACUAAAAACUAAAGACAUAAAUCAUCUCUUGGCGGCGAUUCGAGAUGAUCGAAUUGGAUUGUUCAUCAUUCGAUUGCCCUCUAUGAGAUUUUUGUAAAAGUGUACUUCUCUUCUUCUUCAUGCAAGAUUUUAAGAGUUUUUAUUAUUACUACUUUUUUUAAUAAGAGCAAAAUGUUGCAAUAAAAGUCCUGAUUAGCUUCUAAGUGUAUUUAAGACAUACAAUUAAAAAUUCUUUUUUUAAAAAACUUGACAACGUGAGAAGGAUGUAAGGGAACGAAGGUUAUGAUGAUGGCGAUGAGAAAUUACAGCUGAUCUGGCAAUUGUUAGCAAUUUAAAUAAACAAUUCAUUGAUAUAUGGUUAGACAUACUUACAUAUUUACUAUAUUUCUAACGGCUUGCAAUUAAAAUCCGAGAGACUUAUUUAAAGUUCAAUAUCAUUUGUAUUUUCUCCGUUUUAUUGCUAAACAACAUUUCAAAUUUGUCCGAAUCCAUCAUCGUCGUGACUUUCAAAUUCUCUUCUCACGUCUGCAUCUCUUGUUUAAGUUUAAAAACUCCUUUUUUUCGUGGUCAUACAUAUUUCAACCAAGGUAUUUUUUAACAAAAAAAUUCUCUUCAAAAGUAAUGUAUUUUUAAUAUUAAAAAAAUAUAUUUUUAAAUAAUUACAAAAAAGUCAAAUAAAAUUAACAAAAAAUCAA